Molecule: messenger RNA, 2068 nt
Organism: Micromonas commoda
Lineage: Eukaryota; Viridiplantae; Chlorophyta; Mamiellophyceae; Mamiellales; Mamiellaceae
Exons: 2
Coding region: 1-1725 (574 amino acids)
Biological process (GO): regulation of gene expression; establishment of protein localization to chromatin; replication-born double-strand break repair via sister chromatid exchange
Cellular component (GO): Scc2-Scc4 cohesin loading complex
Molecular function (GO): chromatin binding
Source: RefSeq, a predicted model, not a curated record
AUGCAACCCAUUGCGCAUGCCCCAUCCGGAGCGUUGCAGAUAGCCAGGCGUUUCGUUAGUCUGCUCCAUCACGUUCAUGCCAAAGAGUUCUUGUCUCCAGAAGAGCACGCACAUGUCCUGAGGGCAUUGUUUGUGCUCGGUCAGAUAUCUCGGUUUGGCGCUGACGCUCUGGAAGACUCGGGGGAAGAUGACAUUUCUCCGGCAUCACUCUUAUGUUUAUUCCGCCACUUCCUUCGCCGGUCGGGUGGUUCUGAGUUCAACAUUAAACGAAUUGCACUGCAAGCAUGCGGAUAUAUAUUUGUCUCUCGCCCGCGUUUGAUGCUAUCUCCUGACAAUGACUUCGGCAAGGCUUCAAUGGAUGGGAUCAUGUGUGCGGCUCUUAGCCGUUCUUCUGAAAGUGGCAUCAAAGAACAGGUACUACAGAAUCUAGCAGAAUUUUUCCGCGAGGAAGAAAAUAAACUGUUGGUACCCACGAGAGAUGAAGCUGUCCAAGAUGUUUACUCAGGAAAAGUGGAAACGGAAAUCAUAUCAAAGGCCAACACCCCAAAGAUCACGCCGCAUGGUGAUCAACGGCUCUGUCCAGGUCAUCAUAGCCAGACUCAAGAGCACGACCGUAUAUUGCUUCAGGGGCGUUUUCAAAUAGUAAAUGGUGAACGCGAAAGUAACCUCUCAAAUGGUUUAGCCCAGCGAUACUGGCCUCAUAUUCUCCAACUUUGCGUCGAUUCAGAUGCAUCCGUCAGGCUGCAGGCACUACACCUCGUGGAGGUUGUAUUGCGUCAAGGCCUUGUACACCCAAUGUCAUGCUUUCCGCAUCUCAUAGCCCUACAGGCAGAUCCCAACAAUAACAUCCAGAAGCUUGCUUUGCAAAUGCUAAGGCAUCAAAGGGGCAGAUAUCCCGAUUUCUUCGACAAUCAAUUAAGUGCCGGGAUGCAAAUGAUGUUCGAAUUUUGUCGAAGGCUGCUGCAUGCACUCAGACGGGCAAAUGACGAUAACCAGACAUGCUCUGACCAAGAGGCGAUAAAAGUGGCGAACGCAGAUGACGUGAGCCGUGGUUGUGCAAAUAUAUACAAGCUACUGCAUCAAAAUCGCAAUUCCCGUCUGAAGUUUAUUCAUGCAAUACUCCGUCGAUUUGAGGGUGCUGCAUCAAGAUCAGAGAUUCCAUACUUGUGUUUUCUUGCAAAUGUUGUUUCAUUGCUGCCAUACACCACAAACGACGAAGUCAUGUAUGUCGUCUUCCACCUCAAUCGAAUAGUUUCGCUUCGCGCAGCAAUUCUUCACGACGCACUUCGCAGACAUCUUGAAGAAUUUGGUCGUCUUGCAGCGGGAAAAAUAACAAAAGUCGAUGAUUCAGCGCGCCGAGAUGUUGAACUUUCAACUAUUCUGUCGUUGAUCUUAGUGCUAAAGCAGUAUUUCGUGAGAUAUUUUGAGCUUACUGAUUCACGGAUUCAUGCAUACAAACCUUCGCAACCAUUGAAAACAAGUGAAAUUCUUCGAUGCAACAGAGUGAAUGAUCAUCUGGACGUUUCUUGGGUCGAUCCAACGGCGGGAAAUGAUCUUUCAGGUAGCAUUCGACAGGCAAAUAUAUUUUUUGCGCUCAUGAAUGAAAAUGCAGACCAUCAGCCGAGCCUACAGUGCGUGAAUAGAUCCGAACAAGUUGAGACGGUCGACUAUGAAGACGUUGGUCGAAAAACCAACAGUGAGGGCCAACUUCUGCUGCUUGAAUGAACGAUUUCAAAUGAUGGAAAGUCAUCUCAACAAAUGAUAGCGCCGGGCGUGCAGAGGAUGCCAAUACCGAGUGAAAACGGCAUACUCUUGGAAGAAAACUGUGCCGUGGGAUGAAUCCACAGAUGUUAGAAGAUAAAAUGAAAGGGUGAAAAUGGCGAAAUUCGAUUUUACCUUGGUAUAUGUUUUGUGUGGCUACGUGAACCGCCGCCCAUUUCCCCCAGGAAAUUUUUCAUGCAUCAUCCAUCGAGAAAGAUCCGUAUAUUGUGUCCACUCCUAGGUAUCCAGGUGCCUUCGAAGCAAACAGUUAGUUCAAACUGAGCAAUUAAAGAUUUUCGAUCAUCUU